Messenger RNA from Toxorhynchites rutilus septentrionalis, 2314 nucleotides. Its product is annotated as protein IWS1 homolog. Gene Ontology annotation, biological process: poly(A)+ mRNA export from nucleus. NCBI's taxonomy places the organism in Eukaryota, Metazoa, Arthropoda, Insecta, Diptera, Culicidae. Gene Ontology annotation, cellular component: nucleus. The transcript has 9 exons. The record is from RefSeq and is a predicted model, not a curated record. Bases 144 to 2117 code for a protein of 657 amino acids.
AUGACAGCACGUAUUCCUUCAUACGCCAUACAGUUGAAAGUGUUCGGUUAUUGCUGCUGUUUAGUUUUUCAUAAAACCCGAAAAAUAUUCGGCCAAUCCGCCAUUGUUCUGCGGAAAUAAUACAAUAACUAUUUCUGGUAGCGAUGGAGUCCGAAAACGACGUUUCUGUGGAGCGUCAGUCGGCUUCAAGGGACGCAACCCCGGAAGUUUCCAGAAAGUCACGCUCCAGAUCGCGUUCCCUAUCAGCAGCACGCAGUCGUUCCAAGAGCGUAAGUCGCUCGAAGAGUCGAAGUCGUUCGAAAAGUGUGAGCCGCUCAAAAAGUCGCAGUCGUUCAGGAUCCCCCAAGCGCUCCAAGAGUGGUAGUCGUUCCAAAAGCCGGAGCCGUUCGAAGAGCAGGAGUCGUUCCAAGAGUCGCAGUCGAUCGAAGAGCCGCAGCCGUUCGAAAAGUCGGAGUCGUUCCAAAAGCCGGAGUCGUUCUAAGAGCCGAUCAAAGAGUCGAAGCCGAUCUAAAAGCCGAAGUCGCUCGAAGAGCCGUAGCCGUUCGAAAAGCGGAAGUCGCUCAAAAAGCCGCAGUCGAUCGAAGAGUCGAAGUAGAUCGAAAAGUCGCAGCCGGUCCCGGAAUAGAAGCGCAAGUGCAGAAUCUGGCAAGUCUCGAUCCCGUUCACGAUCUCGUGCCAGUUCGCGACGCAGCCGUAGUCGAAGCUCUGCCCGAUCCAGAAGCCGCUCAGGAUCCAGAUCGAAAUCUAGGAGUCGUAGUCGUUCAGGAAGUCGAACCAGUUCGCGCCGAAGUCGCAGCCGCAGCCGAAAGUCUGGUUCAAGAUCGCGAUCUAGGUCUGGAUCAAAGUCUAGGUCUCGUUCGAAAAGUCGCAGUCGCAGCAGGAACCGUUCGGGAAGCCGAGUCAAUGAACAGAAACGAAGCCGCAGUCGAAGCUCCGGUAAAUCUCGCAGUCGAUCAAGAUCGCGCUCAAAAUCAGGAUCCCGAAGUCGAUCGGUAUCGCCGGCAAACAAAAAGAAACGCACCGGCAUUCUCAGCGAUUCAGACGAUGAGGAAACGCCGAAAAAACGAGCAAAAAUUACCGAUUCCGAUCACGAAGGAGAGGAGCUGGAAGCUGAAGAGAAGGCCCCGGCGGAUGCUGAAGGCGAAACAGAGGAACUGAAAACAAGCGCUGACAGACCGUUGGUAGAUGCCGGUGAUUCGGAGGACGAAGGAAUCCGCGAGGGAGCAAGUGGGGAAUUCGUUUCCGAUUUCGAGCUCAUGUUGUCGCGUAAAAGGGAGGAAAAAUCGAAACGACGCAAGCGAAAUGAUAUCGACUUGAUCAACGACAAUGAUGAUCUGAUCGCGCAGCUUUUGCAACAGAUGCGUCACGCUGCUGAAGAAGAUCGCCAACUCAACAAAGAAAACAAACCGGCAGUCAAGAAAAUUACCAUCCUCAAGUUUGCCAUGUCCCAGCUGAUCAAGAAGGACCUUCAGCUAGCCUUCAUCGAGCAUAACGUGCUCAACGUUCUGACAGACUGGUUAGCUCCGUUACCGAACAAAUCUUUGCCUUGUUUGCAGAUUCGAGAAUCCAUUCUGAAGCUUCUUUCCGAUUUUCCCUGUAUUGAAAAGUCCUAUCUCAAACAGUCGGGAAUUGGAAAGGCCGUGAUGUACCUCUACAAGCAUCCUCGAGAGUCCAAACUGAACCGAGAACGCGCUGGGAAAUUGAUAUCCGAAUGGGCUCGACCUAUCUUCAACCUGAGUACCGACUUCAAAGCGAUAUCCCGUGAGGAACGUCAGCAAAGAGAUUUGCAGCAGAUGCCCAAAAAACGCAAAGCCUCGCCGGAACCACAGGGCCAGGGCAGUACCAGCAAAAAGGGCUUACCGUUUACCGAAGCUGAUAAGGGUGCAUUACGGCCCGGAGACAAAGGAUGGGUGCAACGGGCUCGUGUUCCCAUGCCUUCGGAUAAGGAAUACAUUGUUCGGCCAAAAUCAACCAGCGAUAUUGAUAUGAGCCGGAUCACAAAGAAAAAGAUGAACCGCUAUGAGAAACAUCUGAAAAAAUUCAUCGAUGCGAAGAGGCUCAAGGCUUCCCGGCGAGCGGUGGAAAUUUCUAUAGAAGGACGAAAAAUGACGCUUUAAACAGCAUGCAAAUCUUAAUGAGCAUAUUUUCUAGUUUAAAGGCUGCUCUACAAUAUCUUAACUAGGUAUCCCAUUGAAUGAAAUUCAAACAGCUCCUGUCGCUGUUUCAACAACUUGUAGACUAACUUAUCCUCUGUUUUAUGUUCAUAGUAACAAUUGAGAGUGUAAAUUUUCAAGUAAUAAAUAAAAAAAUCUGA